UGUGUCUGGAUACAUCUCAUCAACACAUGCAGCUCCUAGGAGAGUUUCUAAUGCAGUUCAGAUAGUCAUCACAAAAUAUAUGUUUGGAGGCAUAAAUAAAUCCCUACUACAGAGUGCCAGUGAAAAUCUGCUUCCAUCCAACGCUCGUAUGCUCUUGAAGCAGCAACCAAGUCAGUCUGCUAUUCCCUUCCAGCCUCCCUCCUCGUGGGUGGAGUUCCAUCCACCGACGCACGGCUGGUGGAGCUGGUUCCUAAGACAACCCAUGAAACAUGCAUCCCACUAGCGAGACUGCUUUCACAGCAGCUGCGGGGAAACUGAAGCCACCACUUGAAACCUGCGAGAGAGAGAAAGACAAUCUAACCACACUUCCUGUUGUGACAGCAAACAUGCGAGGAUAUAUGAUGCAGAAACCCGCCACAUAACCUGCCUUUUACAACAGAGAAUCAUUAAGUUUCUGCAGACUUCUGGGUUUUUUCCAACUUCCACAAGAUGCAUAUGAAUAGCUUACUGAAUCAGUUGACCAGCAUCUCCAGUAUGUGUGAUGUGGAUGUAUCAGAGCCCACAAGUCCCACCUUGUGUGGUGAAUCUUCAGACAAGUACUUUCAUGUGGACCGUUGGCAGAAACUCCGCACCGCCGUGCGCAAACUGGAAUUCUGGGAAAACUUCACUGCUGAGCUCAUUGGGAGUGGCUUCUUCUCCAAGGUCUAUAAGGUGAUACACACUACUAGCCGGAAGGUGAUGGUUGUGAAGAUAUACAAAAAUGAUGUGGACCAAGACAGCAUUGUACGUGAAAUCAGCCUUCUUCAGAAACUCUCCCAUCCCAAUAUUGUCAGAUAUCUGGGAAUAUGUGUUAAAGAAGACAAACUCUAUCCAAUUUUAGAGUACGUGAAUGGUGGCUGUCUCGAGGAGCUCCUGGCCAGAAAAGAUGUUGCCCUGGGCUGGAAAGAGAAGGUGGACCUUGCCUGUGAUAUCAGCAGAGGAAUGAUCUACCUGCACUACAAGAAUAUUUACCACAGAGAUCUCAACUCAAAAAAUUGUCUCAUCCGAAUGACAUCACGAGGUCGGGAGGCCCUAGUGACAGACUUUGGUCUUGCGAGGGAGGUGGUGGAACUGCCAGUAAAAGACCCAGGCAGGAAGCUCUCAUUGGUUGGCUCUGCUUUUUGGAUGGCCCCAGAGAUGCUCCGUGGGGAGCCGUACGACCGCAAGGUGGAUGUUUUCUCCUUUGGAAUUGUGCUUUGUGAAAUCCUGGCCAGGAUCCCUGCCGACCCUGAGAUACUGCCUAGAACACAGGACUACGGGUUGGAUGAGAAUGCAUUCAAGGAGAUGGUGACCGACUGUCCUCAGCGUCUCUUGGAACUGGCAGCCAACUGCUGUAUGGUUGAGUCCUUCAGACGUCCAGCAUUCACAGAGCUGUUAGAUGAGUUGGGAGAAUUUGCAGAGAGUCUGGAACCACCGACGAAAUCGGAACUGGCCUUAACCUGAGUCGCCGAGGGAUGAAUGACUGGAGGCACCGGAAGAACAACAGCAACCCGAUUGAGAGAUAAUCGUAUUUCACCCACUCUGCGACAAGACUGCUCAACUGAGUCGGUGCAAAUAUAGUUGAUAUUAAUUUCAGGGGAGAAUAUGAUGACUUGUUGUGGACACUUGCAUUUAUACACUCUAAAUAGGUCAGACUCAAAGAGGUGUAUACUGUACAUGGCGUGGUCGGUUUCUUUUUUUUGUUUUUUUUACGUCUAAUUAGACCAAAUGGUGACAUGCUCUUUCCUUUGUUCUUGACCAAGGGUUUGGCUCGCAACCAAUCAGACAGUCACGUCUAUUGAUGUAGUUUCUUCCUCUUUCACUACAGUAUAUCUUCUCGUCCCUUGGUUUUUAAUUCAGGUUAGGAUUGACAGCUGAGUUGUUUGCCUUCUACUGUCAUCAGAAAUCAUGACAAGAGGACUGCACUCAGAAUGGCCUUUGAAUACAAAAAGGCAAGGCUCUUAAAUCAGGAGCAGAACAGAUCACACAUUUGUCUUUGCGGACUUCAUCGUCUGGCUCUUGAAAUAAUGAGACAACACUGGCGGCAAGGUCAAAUGCUCUUCUCCACAAUAAAUAUAAUGCAAUGAAAGAUUCACAAAGGUGUCGGCUAUUUGAAGAGAAGAAGUUUGUUGUUGUUUUUUUUUUAAUGGAAUUCAAAGAGAUGUUUCAGAAAGUCAACAUAAGUACAAAUUAUGAAGAAAUUAAUAAUGUGCUGUAUUACAAACUGGAGUUUAAAUAGAUGUUUUAUGGGUCUCAGGAUGACAACAUUACUUUGGCUUUAAAAGGGCAGAUGAUGGUAUUUUGGGUACUAUUUUUAUAGAGAAAGACGUCAACAUUGAAAGAUGUCUUGCUAGGAUGUACAUAUUAAUCUGUAUUCAAAGUGCUUUUUUUCCCUGGUUGCUAAUACAGUUUUCAUGUUCCAAACUAAUGGGCCUUUCUUUUUUUGUAUUAUAAAUUUAAAAACAAAAAUAAAGUUUUAUUCCCAUUUAAUACAAA
Molecule: messenger RNA, 2514 nt
Organism: Phyllopteryx taeniolatus (common seadragon)
Lineage: Eukaryota; Metazoa; Chordata; Actinopteri; Syngnathiformes; Syngnathidae
Product: PKc_LIMK_like_unk domain-containing protein
Exons: 10
Coding region: 490-1482 (330 amino acids)
Biological process (GO): actin cytoskeleton organization; protein phosphorylation
Cellular component (GO): cytoplasm; nucleus
Molecular function (GO): protein serine/threonine kinase activity; ATP binding
Source: RefSeq, a predicted model, not a curated record